Harmonia axyridis is the source of this 1580-nucleotide messenger RNA. RefSeq names its product forkhead box protein D5-A-like. The transcript is spliced from 4 exons. NCBI's taxonomy places the organism in Eukaryota, Metazoa, Arthropoda, Insecta, Coleoptera, Coccinellidae. Gene Ontology annotation, cellular component: nucleus. Bases 290 to 1288 code for a protein of 332 amino acids. Gene Ontology annotation, biological process: animal organ morphogenesis; regulation of transcription by RNA polymerase II. Gene Ontology annotation, molecular function: RNA polymerase II cis-regulatory region sequence-specific DNA binding; DNA-binding transcription factor activity, RNA polymerase II-specific. The record is from RefSeq and is a predicted model, not a curated record.
UUUAUUUCACUCUGUUCAGUGCGGUAUCAUCGAAUCGAAGGCAAAGUCGUUGUUCGUUGGCCAAGUUUUAAAGUUAGCUUCUGAACGUGAGCAAAAUCUGUUUCAUAUUGUUAGUGUUUCCUGUAUCGGAUCUUGUAUAUAAACUCCGAGAGUUGUGUACCUUAACUACGAAUUUGUAUAUACGACUCUUCAUAACAAUAUUUGUGUACAAGAUUAGCCAGUGUUAAAUGUUUGUGACUCAAUAACAAAGGCAGAAUUGUUACGCCCAAAAGCAAUAAAUGCUCAAAUCAUGAACGAUCAAGACUUAGAGCUUCAUUCGACUAAUCAGCAGCCUGCUAUUGUUCACCAGUCCAUCACCUCGCAUCUAGACUCUUUGCACCUUCAUCCGGCUAACCAUGUGCAGGCAGAUAGCACCAAUUCUAUUGCUGAAACUGAUAGCAAACCUGUCGUUAGUUCUGAUAAGAAGUCGGGCAGUAGACGGCAAGAUAAACCGCCAUAUUCUUAUAUCGCCUUGAUCGUUAUGGCCAUCCAACAUUCUCCGACCAAGAGACUAACUCUCAGUGAAAUUUAUUCGUUUUUACAACAGAGGUUUUCAUUCUUCCGUGGUUCCUAUCAAGGUUGGAAAAACUCGGUUAGACAUAACUUAUCGUUGAAUGAGUGUUUUAUAAAGUUGCCGAAGGCUUUAGGCAGGCCUGGUAAAGGGCAUUACUGGACUAUCGAUCCUGCAAGUGAGUUCAUGUUCGAGGAAGGGUCUUUCAGGAGAAGACCAAGGGGUUUUAGGAGAAAAUGUCAGGCUAUGAAACCUCAGUGCCAUCCUGGACCUUAUUACAGUGACAAACUUGGAGGGUCAUACACGAGGUUAUUUCAUACAAAUAGGGACAACACAGUUAUGAGAAUGACUCAAAAGGGCUUUUCAGAGGAUCAAGAAAUGCUCAACCAAACUAGCGAAUACGACACCCAAACACUGUUACAUCCCCAAGAAUAUCCAACCUGCACUUACAAUUCUCCUUCUACCAUACAACUUCCUUUUUCACAUUACCCAAAUUACGAACAUAGAAACUACGAGGCCUACCAGCAACAGUGUGAAAGGGAUUGGAACAUAUCUUCAAACAUGCUACCCUCUCACCUGGAAACACCACCGGCAAUGUCCUAUCCAAAAACAGAACCCACCAACAAUAUGGAAAAUCCGAACACAACGACGGUACAACCAUCCAUCCAAGACGUAUACAGUUAUCAAUAUUCUGGAAUAUAUUCACAAAACGAUAAUGUGAUUCACCGACUUCACUAACCAAUGGAUGACCUACUCAAAGUACCAAAGCGAUAUUAUUUAGAAUUUAUUUAAUUUACAUUAGAAUUUAUAUUAUAUUCACUCUUUUUAUUAUUUUUUUUUUCUGAAUCCUGGCUCAUUUGAAUCUCUCAAAUGUUCUACCAAAUGAAAUUCAAGCAAUUAAACAUUGUAAUAUAUUUGUAAAUAUUGUAUAUAAGGAAUAUCCAGUUUAUCCAGGUAUUAUAAGCUCUUUGUGAUUUCUAACAUUUAUCAGUGUAACCAAAAGAAUACUUAAUAAAUUCAUUCAACACUA